AUGAGGUUCAUCCCGGCUUUUCUCGCCUGCCUCUCGCUGGCUACUGCAACUAUUCUUGAAAACGGCCAAGCCCGAUUAAACCCUUACCCCGGACAAGCCGUCAAGAUUCCCAAUAUCGCGGAUAACGACCCGACUUGGAAGACAUAUCCGCCUGACGCCCACCAAAUUAGUUACAAGGGAAGAUGGUGUAGCAAGUAUAUAUCGUGGUGGUCGUCACCUGGUAUCAAUUUUAGAUAUGCGGGUGAUGAUGUUGCAAUUACCUUUGGAGAACAUACGUCGAAUGGCGUUUUACUCGCUUGGAGGAUUUCCGGCCAGCCAUGGAAUUUUGCUAAUGUAACUGCCGGCGAUACGUAUCAGUUUAUCAACAAGGAUACCCCUGGACAGAAAACCGCCGUCGAUGGCCAGCAAAAUACCUUCGAAUUCCGUGUUACAAACUGGGCUCUUGGAGUGCAACUGAAGAGAGUCCACGUCACCAAGGGUACACGCAUCUAUGGUAUCCCCGAGUUCCACCGUAAGAUUGAAAUGAUUGGCGAUUCUUUGACUGCUGGUUACACCGCGACCUACGAGGGAAUUAGCAGUUUUGCUUGGGGCUUAUGCGAAGGGUUGGGAAAUGUCGAAUUCACAUUUACUGCAUAUUCUGGAAUUUGUUUGACCGACAAGCUCUGUUGGGGAAAUCCCCGAGGCCAAUUGUAUCAAUGGCUGCAGACCAGUGAUACCGGCUUCAGAGCUCAGCAGAUCUAUGGAACAAACCCGGAGCCUUGGCCGUUUAAUAAGCACCAAAAGGCUGAUAUUGUUGUUAUCAACCUUGGAACCAAUGACUCGAACCAGGGAACCGAGACUGGCCGCGUACCAGAUGCAGAAUUCCAGGCCAACUACAUCAAACUUAUCGCUUCGAUCCAUGAGAAAUACCCACGUGCGCAGGUUAUCGCUAUGCAAAUCUGGCAAGGAUUCUACAGCUACGGAAACACCCACCUUCAAAAUCUUGACGGAUACCAAGCCGGCAUUCUCGCUGCCGUCGACUCUUUCAAGAAGAAGGACGGAGGCAACUUUGUCCACUACUUCAACACUACCGGUAUAUUGCAGCACAACGAUAUCAACCCGCUUUGGCACCCAACCGACACUGGACAUAUCAAGGUUGCUGCUCAUCUAAUGCAAUUUAUCAAACUUAAGUUCAACUGGGAACUUGGAAACACCGGAAAGGAGGUUUACUCUCACACCACCUACUGGAACGAUCUGCCAGAUUACUAA
Molecule: messenger RNA, 1248 nt
Organism: Orbilia oligospora ATCC 24927
Lineage: Eukaryota; Fungi; Ascomycota; Orbiliomycetes; Orbiliales; Orbiliaceae
Exons: 7
Coding region: 1-1248 (415 amino acids)
Molecular function (GO): carboxylic ester hydrolase activity
Source: RefSeq, a predicted model, not a curated record